This is a messenger RNA of Rhagoletis zephyria (snowberry fruit fly), 684 nucleotides long. RefSeq names its product extensin-2. The record is from RefSeq and is a predicted model, not a curated record. NCBI's taxonomy places the organism in Eukaryota, Metazoa, Arthropoda, Insecta, Diptera, Tephritidae.
GCCAGCAGCGUAAACUACCUACAAAGUUUUAUAUUAAAUACCAAAUACAGAAAAUGUUUAAAAAACACUUAUCACAACUCAUCUGCCUUACGCUAACAAUAUUUCAUCGCUAUGCCUUAGCAAGUUAUGCUAGCUUUCCGAGCGUUUUCAACUCGCCAUCGCAUGGUCCAGCUUUUGCCGCACCUUUACCCUGUGAUUCACCUCCACCGCUAGAGACUUAUGGCGCCGCUAACCCGUUUGUGUUUGCUGCUCAUCCUGUCAGUUACGCUUCGUCGGUACCACAAUUUCAUUAUGCUGCUCCUGUUGCACCUUCAUAUGUAAAAUAUGGCACAGAACCGCGUGUAAAGGUUACAACUGGACUGCCUGUAACAACAACUUAUACCACAGCUGUGGGCUUUGCGGCGCCGCCGCCGCCAGUGCACAAUAUCGGAUCCCCACUGGCUUUCGCAUAUGCCGCCGCAGCGCCGGUAACAUUUGGCGCAUCAAAUGUGAAUUAUGGCAGCGGAGUGGCAUAUGCAGCAUCACCGCCUUUCCUCGGCUCAGCAACGUACGCCGCUCCUUCUUAUCUAGGCGCAACGCCACAUGGGAAGAAAUUUCAUGCGCCUUUGCCAGUGACAGGAUACUCAUACACCCAGAGUGCACCAAAUGGAAUUUGGUGAGAGAGAAGCAGGGUGUGUCAUGCGA